This is a messenger RNA of Leucoraja erinaceus (little skate), 3711 nucleotides long. RefSeq names its product zonadhesin-like. The record is from RefSeq and is a predicted model, not a curated record. Lineage: Eukaryota; Metazoa; Chordata; Chondrichthyes; Rajiformes; Rajidae. The annotation marks the transcript as partial. The transcript is spliced from 11 exons.
GCCGGGGACAAGUGGCUGAAUGAUCGAUGUGACACUAAAUGCAGCUGCAGCAGAGGGCAGCUAGACUGCACCGCCCACAGAUGCAACGAGAACUCGGUCUGUGCACUGGGGAAGAACGGGAGGUACAAGUGCAGGCCCGUCUCGUUUGAAGCCUGCCUCAUAUCAGGAGACCCUCACUACCUCACCUUCGACGGCCUGGCCCACCACUUCCAGGGGGAAGGCACCUUCACCCUGGUCACCACCGACAGCGACCACAGUGACCAGAGGCUCCAGAUCGAUAAGGAACAGGUGACACCACCUUACGAUUCGAGAGAUGGGUUCCGAAUCUACCAGAGGUCCAGGACUCUACACCUUGAGACCGACUUCGGCCUUUCUGUCAACUUCGACGGAAGAGAAAACGCUGACAUUGUGGUGCCCAGCCUCUAUAAGAAGAAGCUUCGGGGCUUAUGCGGGAAUUACGACGGGAAAUACCGGAACGACUUCACCUUGCCAGACGGCACGCGGAUUUCCGACGUGGCUGCGUUUGGGAACAGCUGGAAAGUGCAAGAGGGAGGCUCCGGUGGGAGAGAGAAGAGCUCGCAACCGCCUGACGAGAGGAGAUACAGACGAGAGAUCCCUGACGUGGACACUGAACCUGAGAGUGGAUACGAGAUGAGGUGUACAGAGAGCCAGCUAAGCCUCAUGAACAGCACGGCCAACUGCGGGGGGCUCCUGGACCCGUUGGGCCCCUUCCGAGACUGCCACCCCUUCAUCAACCCGCACAUGUACCACCAGAACUGCCUCUUUGACCUGUGCCAGUCUCUUGAGGACUCCGAGCUGCGGUGCACUAGCUAUGAGAUGUAUGUGCAGGCCUGCCAGGCUAAUGGGACCCAGUUGCCCAGUUGGAGAUCGGACACGGGCUGUGCCAUGACCUGCCCAGCCAACAGCAACUACACAUCCUGCAUGGAUGCAUGCCCGUCCACCUGCGCAGACCUGGCCGCCCCUUCCCAAUGCGACGGGCCAUGCACGGAAGGAUGCGAGUGCAGCAGAGGCUUUGUCUACAGCGGCUUAGCCUGCGUGCCGUACCACCAAUGUGGCUGCACUUACUACAGCAAGUAUUACCAGGUCGGGGAGAGGUUCCUCACUGAGAACUGUGCGGAGGACUGCGCCUGUAUAACGACUGAUACUGUUCAGUGUUUGACAACGGCUUGUCCUGAGAAUACAACCUGUGCGUUUGUCAACUCCACGAGAGCAUGCGUGAAAAAAGGACUGAAUUGUAACAGCAAUCCUUGUCAAAAUUACGGCGUUUGCGAAGAGACUGGAGAUGGAAUUAAAUGUUUGUGUCGUCCCUUGUAUAGAGGCGAAAACUGUGAGGAUGUGACAGUCGUCAUCGUCAUUGGAGUUGUGGCGGCCAUUUUGUUCCUCAUCAUCGUAGGGGCGAUCAUUUCCUGCCUGUGCUACAGGAGGCGAGGAUUGAAGGGGAGUGGGAAUGUGAGCGAAAUCAGUUCCAUCGACAUUGCCGAUAUCACACAGAGCAUGCAACUCGUCCGAGAUACGAGGCACAUUGGAAUAAACAACCCACACUACCAGUACUAACCGAUGGUAAUGCUAGUGACCAAACUCGAUUCACAGUCAUUGACUCCCACAGCGUGGAAACAGGACCUUCGGCCCAACUUGCGCAUACUGGCCAACAUGUCCCAGCUACACUAGUCAUAGAGUGAUACAGCGUGGAAACAGGCCCUUUGGCCCAAUAUUCCCACACCGGCCAACAUGUCCCACCUGCCCGCGUUUAGUCAAUAUCCCUCCAAACCUGUCCGAUCCAUGUACCUGUCUAACUGCUUCUUAAACAUUGCAAUAGUCCCUGCCUCCUCCGGAAGCUCGUUCCAUACACCCACCACCCUCUGUGUGAAAAGGUCACCCCUCAGAUUCCUAUUAAAUUUUACCCCUCUCACCUUAAUGCCCCUGAAACCUGAACGGAAACCUCUGGAGACUUUGCGCCCCACCCGAGGUUUCCGUGAGGUUCCCGGAGGUUUUUGACAGUCUUCCGACCUGCUUCCACUACCUGCAACCUCCGGCAACCUCCGGGAACCGCACGGAAACCUUGGGUGGGGCGCAAAGUCUCCAGAGGUUUCCGUUCAGGUUUCCUAAGUGGGACAGGUGCAGGAGGAGGCCAUUCGGCCCUUCGAGCCAGCACCGCUAAACCUGUGUCCUCUGGUCCUCGAUUCCCCUACUCUGGGCAAGAGACUCUACCCGAUCUAUUCCUCUCAUGAUUUCGUACACCCUCUGAGUGAAAAGAUUGCCCCUCAGGUUUCUACGGCACCCGUGCCUGUCCUCUGAACGCAACACAUUAACCUGCCCGCUACUCUUGUUUAAUCAAAUGGGCAGCGCAGCGGAUAGAACUGCUGACUUACAGCUCUUGCAGCCCCGGAGACCCAGGUUUGAUCCCGAAUACCUUCUCCCCGAGACCUCGUGGGUUUUCUCCGAGAUCUUCGGUUUCCUCCCACACUCCAAAGACGUGCAGGUUUGUAGGUUAAUUGGCUUGAUGUAAAUGUAAAAAUUGUCCCCAGUGUGUGUAGGGUAGUGUUGGUGUGCGGGGAUCGCUGGUCAUAGAAACAUAGAAACAUAGAAAUUAGGUGCAGGAGUAGAGGCCAUUCGGCCCUUCGAGCCUGCACCAGCACCGCCAUUCAAUAUGAUCAUGGCUGAUCAUCCAACUCAGUAUCCCGUACCUGCCUUCUCUCCAUACCCCCUGAUCCCCUUAGCCACAAGGGCCACAUCUAACUCCCUCUUAAAUAUAGCCAAUGAACUGUGUGGCCUCAACUACCCUCUGUGGCAGAGAAUUCCAGAGAUUCACCACUCUCUGUGUGAAAAAAGUUCUUCUCAUCUCGGUUUUAAAGGAUUUCCCCCUUAUCCUUAAGCUGUGACCCCUUGUCCUGGACUUCCCCAACAUCGGGAACAAUCUUCCUGCAUCUAGCCUGUCCAACCCAUUAAGAAUUUUGUAAGUUUCUAUAAGAUCCCCUCUCAAUCUCCUAAAUUCUAGAGAGUAUAAACCAAGUCUAUCCAGUCUUUCUUCAUAAGACAGUCCUGACAUCCCAGGAAUCAGUCUGGUGAACCGUCUCUGCACUCCCUCUAUGGCAAUAAUGUCCUUCCUCAGAUUUGGAGACCAAAACUGUACGCAAUACUCCAGGUGUGGUCUCACCAAGACCCUGUACAACUGCAGUAGAACCUCCCUGCUCCUAUACUCAAAUCCUUUUGCAAUGAAAGCUAACAUACCAUUCGCUUUCUUCACUGCCUGCUGCACCUGCAUGCCUACCUUCAAUGACUGGUGUACCAUGACACCCAGGUCUCGCUGCAUCUCCCCCUUUCCCAAUCGGCCACCAUUUAGAUAAUGGUCGGCGCAGACUCGGUGGGCCGAAGGGCCUGUUUCCGCGCUGUAUCUCUAAACUAAACUAAUAACUAGUGUGGAGGGAUCGCUGGUUGGCACGGACCUGAUGGGCCGAAGGUCCUGAAAUACUAUCUACCUCAUCGGGGACCCUCGGACUAUCCUUGAUCGGACUACACCUUGCACUAAACAUUAUUCACUUAUCAUAUAUCUGUACACUGUGAACGAUUCGAUUGUAAUGAUGUGUUGUCUUUCCGCUGACUGGUUAGCUCGCAAUAAAAGCUUCUCACUGUAUCUCAGCUCACGUGACAAUAAACUAGACUGGCCUUCAUCAAUGUUAUGUCGUUCAAUAU